Messenger RNA from Solanum pennellii, 1480 nucleotides. RefSeq lists its product as uncharacterized. The transcript is spliced from 7 exons. Lineage: Eukaryota; Viridiplantae; Streptophyta; Magnoliopsida; Solanales; Solanaceae. The record is from RefSeq and is a predicted model, not a curated record. The coding region runs from base 87 to 1211 and encodes 374 amino acids.
UUUUUCACCACUCUCAUUGAUACAAACAGAAACACAUCGUGCCGAAGAAGAAGAAGAAGAAGCUAGAGAGAGGCUAUACCCAGUUCAUGGGGAGAUGGAGAGCUGCUAACUUUGUAGCUCGUAUUGUUGCUAAAUCUAGAUCAAUUCAAGACACCCCUCAAAACCCAUUUCUAAAAAUCCGCAAUUUUUCAUCUGUUUCAGUACCCAAACCGAUUCAAUUCUUGAAUUUCAGGUCUUUUUCUGCUUCCCCAGCUACAUAUCCACAAUAUGUGGAUGAUUUUGAGUAUAAACCUUAUAAGAUUGAUAAUACACAAUCUUUGGAGUCCGAAGAUGAUGAUGGAAUCGGAAAAAUUCCUGUCAAAGCGUACUUCCUUUGCACGAGUAUUGAUUUGAAGCGCAUGCAAGCUGAAAUUCCAAGAGACGUUCUUCCGUCAUCCUCCCGUUCACCCAAUCAUAUUGCCCUCAGAUUUUUCAAUCUUCUACCAACAAAUACUCUCCUUAGAUUUGGAGGAAACACAAAUGGUUGCAGUUAUAUGGUUGUAUUCCAGUAUGGUUCAGUUGUCCUGUUCAAUGUGGAGGAUCAUGAAGCUGAGUACUACUUGCAAAUUGUGAGAAGAUUUGCAUCUGGGCUGCUACGUGAAAUGAAAAAAGAUGACUAUGCUGUAAAAGAGAAGCCAUUGCUAGUUGAGGAUAUGCAGGGAGGCGCAGAUCACAUAGUUCUGAAAAAUUUGGACACAGAUAGUAUUCGUAUAAUAAGCAGUGUGCUUGGCCAAAGUAUUGCCCUUGAUUACUUUGUCUCACAGGUUGAUGGUAUGGUUGAAGAGUUUGCUGGGAUAAAUCGUGAAAUGGAGAAAACAGGGACUUUCACAAUGACAAGGAAGAAAUUGUUCCAACUUGUGGGCAAGGCUAACUCAAAUAUAGCUGAUGUAAUUUUGAAAGUAGGUAUCUUUGAAAGAUCUGAAAUUGCUUGGAGAGAUGCAAAGUAUGCUCAGAUACUUGAGUACCUUCGGGAGGAAUACGAGGUUUCACAACGUUUUGGGAACCUCAACUUCAAACUAAAGUUUGUCGAGCAUAACAUUCACUUUCUUCAGGAAGUUCUUCAAAACAGAAAAUCGGAUCUACUAGAAUGGUGCAUCAUCGUUUUGUUGGUUGUUGAGAACGCGGUAUGUAUAUAUGAGAUUAUCCGGGAGUCAAGUGUUAUCCCUGUGUAAACAAGAACAGGACAGGGAAAUAAAAGAGUGGCAAUGAUACAUGAUAGGAUCAACAUAGCAGAUGCCAAAAGAAAGAAAACCACAUUUCUGGGCAUUCAUAUUGCAGUUUUGUUAUUUAUACAUCCAUAGAACCAUUGUGAAUUAGUGAUCUACUCUUUUUUGUUGCAAAAUUAUAUUUAGCCUCAUUAGACAAGUUUUCUUUUUCUUUGAUAACUGAGAAUGCUCUUGAAUAUCAAUUCAAUUGAUAAAGCUGCCCCUUUAUCUCAACA